Phlebotomus papatasi is the source of this 2741-nucleotide messenger RNA. Its product is annotated as golgin subfamily A member 6-like protein 24. Bases 171 to 2618 code for a protein of 815 amino acids. Lineage: Eukaryota; Metazoa; Arthropoda; Insecta; Diptera; Psychodidae. Gene Ontology annotation, molecular function: phosphatase binding. The record is from RefSeq and is a predicted model, not a curated record. The transcript is spliced from 3 exons.
CCAUUGCACACUAGCGCCGUCAUCAGUAUUUGCCCAUCCCAAUCACAGAAUGCGCUGUCUGCCAGGGAGAAGAAAUUUGUUUGGAGAUCCUAGCAACGGUCGCUAUUCCAUUGGGAAACUUCGCAGUCGAAAAAUAAAAUCCUGGAAACAGUUUUACAAGAAAAAUCUUCAUGAAUACCUCCAGGAAGAGCAGUGCUAUAAGAUCCAAAUCUCGGGAGUCAAGAUGGGACAAGCUAAAACGCAAAAAUUCCAUCGCGAUGCUCAACUUCAAAACAGAAACCGUUAAAAAGUGUCUCAAUGUCUUCACAGAUGAGCAGCUUGUGGAUUUGGUCAGGAAGGAUGAGAAGAAAACCUUCCUGAAUCCAGCUAUUGUAAUGGAAAUGAGGCACGAGGCGGUAAAAAAGUUACGGCAACCUCGGAAGGAUGUAGAAAACCCGGGAAAAGGGUCAGAUUUCAGAGAUGAACAAAUGCAGAAAAUUCUCAAUCAUAACAAAAUCAUCGAGGUAAACUUGAUAGAAAAUGAAUUGAUAAAAUUUCGUGAGGAAAUGACCAAGAAACGCCCACCAAAAGCUAAGAAAAUCAAAAUUCCUGAGAAUCCUUAUACACUCCUGGACAAUGGUGAAAUCUUCUCCAGUUUGGCCACUACAGAGGAGAAAACCAAUGAUUUCUAUAGAAAAAUGAUCAAAGCACCAAUUGAGAGUGCAAAGAUAUUUGAGAAGACUGAAGAACUCAAUCAGGUGGAACCAGUUCUGGAUGCUCCUGCAAAUUCCCGGAAAGACCUAAAAAGUGCCUCAGUUCAGUUUGAGGACAACGUGAAGAUCAUUGAGUAUCCAAAGGAUGGGCUAGAGGAAAAAUCCGACGAAUCAGACAGUGAAAGUCUCUUGCAGGAAAAUACCUUCUUUGGGAUGAAUUUCAGAGAUCAUCAAAUAAUUUCAUGCUGUGAAGAAAUCACAACGACUACAAAAUCCUACUUCACUUUCCAUGGUCUCACAUCAUCUCCAAGUCAGGAAAGUGACUUUGGGAGUUCUUCAACUCACGAAAGUACAGAGAGUUCCAUCAUCUUCAAUCAGGAUGAAGAUCUGGAAGCUAGUUUCCUUGCAGAAGCUCUAAAAACCAUCUCUCAAGAUUCGGAAAAGGCUAAAGAAUCAGAUAAAAGUCCAAAUGGUGAAUUAAUUGUCAAGCAACUCAUUCCAGAGAAGCGUGUUCAGGAAGAAGUUGAAGAUGUAGAUGCCCCAAGAGAAAAUGCAGAAGUCUCUCCGGAAAAACUCAAAAUCAUCAGUGAGCUGUUCCGAGAGCACUCUGAGGCAUACAAGGAGUUCAGAGAGAUUCUCUUGAGAAAGUACUUCCUCAAAUGGAUCCAUUACACGACAGUAGAAAAGGUCAGCAAGUGUAAGAGCAUUGCAUCGAAAAACGACCGAAUUGGGAAGAUUGACGCCUAUCUAAACAAAAUCCGUGAUGAAAAGCGUAGAGUGGGGAGGAAGGAGCAUAAUCCUGAAGGUGAAGAGGCAAAGAAACCUGCUCCAAAGGAAGAAUCCAUCAUCAUGGCGAAGAAAUAUAGAAGCAAGCUCAAAAUUCAACAGGAUAUUAUUGAAUAUCAGAAACUUAAGCUAGAACGGCAGGAGAGGAUGAUAACAGAGCUUAGACUCUCAAAGCUCUCUGAAGAAGCUAGAAAUUUUAAACAGGAUCUGAAGAAUGAAUUGAAAAAUGUUGCUAAAACUGGUGAUAUACGUGUCCGUGCAAAAGCCAAAUGCCUUCAAAUUGUCAGUAAUCUGAGGGAUGAAGAAGAUGAACAAAAACUUGCAGCCUAUGGGAGUGUUAUUCCUAAAUUCCUCGUACAGAUGCAAGAACGCGCUCUAGAACGCAAUCUCCGACAUGAAAGGGCCAAAGAGCGACGUAGACAAAUUGAACGAGAACGUGAGGAAGAAAAAUUAGCACAGGAAGAAGAAAAACGUCGUGAAGAUGAAGAGGUAAAGAAGGCACGGAUUGAAGCAUUGCGUGAAAAACGGAGACGAGAGAAACAGGAAAAAUUGCGCCGAGAGCAGGAGCGUCAAACAUGGCUGAUGAACUGUCGUCGAGCUAAUGAUUUCUAUCGUGUUCACUUGCUGAAGAUCUACGGAAUUGGUGCAUUUCGUAAACUUUUGGAACGAAAGAGGCGUUUUGAAUCAAAAGCCAUGAAAUUCCGUAAAGUUUUACGAAUGCGGGUUUGUUUCCGAAAAUGGAGGAAUCACACAAAAUCCAUCUGGGAAGUAAAACAUCGAAAAGCCGAAGAGUUUCACGUGGUCUUUAUGAUGCGACAAGCUAUGAGACUUUGGAAGGGAAACCAUUUGAUGGAGAAAGGAAAAUUGCUUGUGGCCACAGAUUGGUAUGAAAUGCGUCUCAAUGAGCGAUUCUUUAGUUUGUGGGUUGCUCGAACAAAGCAGGAAAAGAUCAUAAUGGAAACUAAGAUGAAACAUGCUGAAGCUCAUUAUAAUUGGCAUCUUAAAUGGCGCUCUAUAGAACAUUGGCAGAGACUUCAUGCAAUCCUGCACCUUGAGAAGGAAAUUGAAGCACGUCGCCAACGAUGGAGGAAUAAAAUCUGGGAACUUUUACCAGACUAUUCUCCAAAUUUGGAUCCUUGAGAUAAAUUCUAUUUUUGUUUUACUUCUAGGUGUAUAAUUUAUUUCUUUUUUCUCAUUUUUAUUUUUAAAUGCGGAAACUGACUAAAUUUUAAAAAUACAUCAGCGUGGUCUUAUGUUUUAAAA